This is a messenger RNA of Lotus japonicus, 823 nucleotides long. RefSeq names its product protein GLUTAMINE DUMPER 2-like. Gene Ontology annotation, biological process: regulation of amino acid export. Lineage: Eukaryota; Viridiplantae; Streptophyta; Magnoliopsida; Fabales; Fabaceae. Bases 93 to 641 code for a protein of 182 amino acids. The record is from RefSeq and is a predicted model, not a curated record. The transcript has a single exon.
GUGAUGUGGGAAUAUCAUAGCUAACUUAUACUAAAAGCUAAGAACCCACUUUCUUCCUCUGUCUUCUCAAUUGUCUGUUAAUCUUUCUCUUGAUGGAUGCUUGCCACUAUAAAUACCCUUCUUCUCCUGCAUCUUCGCCAAGCUCACACCCUCCAUCUUCUUCUUCUUCUUUUCCUUCAACCACACGUCCACACCUACACAUUUUCAUUCUCACCCACCACAAGUCCCAGGUGAAAAAAAAAAAAAACAGAGAAAGCAAAAUGAGGAGCAUUUCAACCUCAAAGCCAAUCACUGCUUCUCACUCCCCAUGGCACGGGCCAGUCCCCUACCUCUUCGGAAUACUCGCAGCCAUGAUGGGUCUCAUAGCCUUCGCGCUCUUAAUGCUUGCUUGCUCCUACUGGGAACAAUCAGAGAAUCAAGACAGGUCCAACAUAGACAACAAGGAGCGUGACCAUGAAAACAUAGAGCCUGUGAAGGUGUACGAGGAGAAAAUCCUGGUCAUCAUGGCAGGGGAUGAGAAACCAACGUUUUUGGCCACCCCUGUUUACCACAAAAGAACAAUAGACGACCAUGUUCUUGUUCCAGCUUCAGCCACUGCCAUGACACAAGAAAAUGAACGUUCACAGCAUGAUGGGAGGUGAUUUGUGCCACUACCUUUUAGGUUUGUAAGGUUAAUGUGGUAGUGGAUGGCUAGAUGACUAGAUUUAAGAAACAGGGGAGUGAUGGGUUGAAACUUAUUUUUUUCAUCAUUCACUCUGCUUUCUUCUUUUUUGUCAAUUUUUUGUCCUCUUGGGUUGUCUCAAUUUUGAUAAAAGGACACUCA